AUGGCACAUAGAAAAUUACAACAAGAAGUAGACAAAGUUUUUAAAAAAAUUAAUGAAGGUCUGGAUGUAUUUGACACAUAUUAUGAAAGACAUGAAAGUUGUACAAAUAAUCCUUCCCAGAAGGACAAAUUAGAAUCUGAUUUGAAAAGAGAAGUCAAGAAAUUGCAAAGAUUAAGAGAACAAAUCAAAUCAUGGCAAAGUUCGCCUGAUAUUAAAGAUAAGGAUACUCUACUGGAACACAGAAGACGAGUAGAAAUAGCCAUGGAAAAAUAUAAAGCUGUUGAAAAGGCAUCAAAGGAGAAAGCAUACUCAAAUAUUAGUCUGAAAAGAGCAGAAACUUUGGACCCUGAAUCAAAGGAAAGGCUGGAGACUGAAAAUUAUCUUUCACGAUCAAUUGACGAAUUAGAUAGACAAUAUGAACUGCUUGAUGUAGAAAUUGAUAGAUUACAAGCGUUGAAUAAGAAAAAGAAAACAUUUUCUCAACUUAAUGAAGAAAAGAUUCAAAAUCUCAAAGAUUUACAACUAAGGUACAGAUGGCAUCAACAACAAAUGGAAUUGGCAUUACGUCUUGUUGCCAACGAAGAAUUAAGCCCGCAACAAGUUAUUAACAUAAAAGAUGAUAUUAAUUAUUUUGUAGAAAAUAAUCAAGAUGAUGGUUUUAUAGAAGAUGAAACAAUAUAUGAUGACCUUGAUUUACAAUCAAAUGAGGCCAUUGCUCAUGAAGUGUCUCAGUAUUUUUCAAACCAACUAUCAGAAGAUAAUAAAAGAGCCUAUGAUGGUACUGCUAAUGGUAUUUCUGGUAGUAGUGGUAGUAGCACCGCUAUAAAUAAUAGUGAGAAUAGUAGUAAACUAAUAGAUACGUCUAAGUUAUCAAAGAAGGAGCUUAGAAAACUGGAAAGAGAAGCCAAGAAAGCUGCUAAAUUGGCCGCCAAAAAUGCAGCAGCAGAAUCUUUAUCGCAAGGUCCGACUCUUACGGUAAAGAUGAGCACAAAAUCACCAAAUCCUGUACCACAUGAAGAUAUACGAGAUACUACUCCAACUCAAAAAGCAAGCAAAACUAAUGGUAGUGAUGAGAAGAUUAGCAUAUCUACCAGUAUUAAUAACACGUCUAUUUUAGCUACAUCGUCACCGUUAACAAAAAAAACAACAAAUAAAAGCCCGAACACAAUGAAUGAUAAUAACACAUCAAAUGAUACUUCUAUCAAUGCAGUGCACACACAUAUUCACCAAGGGGCAAAUGGUGUUACUGGAUCCACUAUCUUAAAACCUGCCACAAUUCCAGCAAAACCAGUAGGAGACAUGAAAUGGUCUACCGCAGCUGCGCAAAGUUUAAAGAAGGAUGAUGAAAAGCAAAAGAACACAAUUAAGCAAUCAUUAGUAUCAUCUUCACAGCAGAAUAAAAUCAAAUUAAAUGAAUCCACUCAACUUCCACUAGGUAGUACAACACCAAGAGUGGGAACUCCUGUAUCAAUACAUAAUAAAAGUGUCACUACAAACGUUCCAUUAAAUAAAAUUGGGCAAUUAGAAUCAUUGACAUCCAUAAAUACAAAUAAAUCUGUUCUGAAGACAUCAUCAACUAGUUCCACUGCCACUAUACCUACUUUAGGGGCUACAACUGUGAAUCAAACCAAUCAGCAGUUCCAAAAAGGUCAGUCCGCAACCCUUGAUCAAAUAAAUAAAUCCAAGGUAGAAACCGUAAGUCAGAGUGAUAACCUUGCUAACAGUGAACAAUAUGCUAUUAAUACAAAUAAUGACAAGAUAUCAAAAGAAAAGAAAUCUGAUGAGACUGAUUUAGUUACAAAGAAAGAAGUUUCUGAAACUGAAUCUGACACUGAUUCAUUCUACGACUUCAUAAAUGAUGAUGAUGAAUUAUUACAGGAACCUCUGUGUUUACCUGAAACUUUGGAUGAAAUACAAGCAAAAGAAAAUAAACGUAUACAAUUGUCCAAUAGUUUUAGUAACGAUUGUGGUUUAUUGACGCUACCCAAUGGUAUUAAUGAAAUUAUAAUGGAAUACGAAAUCACUAAGAAUAAAUUGUUUCCUAAUGAUGGAAAGCUUGGUGGUUACAGACAUAGUAUUGACGUGUGCAGAAUACCUAGAUUUUAUGACAUUCCAUUAGGUGUUAACCCACCAAAUCCCUUAGAUGCAUUUAGAUCUGCACAACAAUGGGAUGUUAUUCGUGCGAGUAUAAAAGAUGAAACAGAAUUUGAUAAAAUAUUAGAUAAAUUUAGAGGACUGGAAAUGUUUACAUUAUUUUACCAUUAUUACUUUUCUAUUUUACCAGUUGAAAAAAAUAUUGCAUUUGAGUUACUUCGAGAAAAGAACUGGAAAAUUGGGAAUGAUGAAACCAUGUGGUUUUUGAGACAAAGUGAUAUAAAAUUGCAAAGUAAACUAUUUGAAAUUGCCGAUUAUAAGAUUUUCAAAUUGACUGAUUGGUCAGUAAUUGAUAAAAUCAAUUUUAGAUUAGAUUAUGCAAAUUUGAAAUACCCAGAAACUAAAAAGUAUGAAACAUCACAAUUGAAUGGUUUAACGUCUGAAGAUUUAAAAACCAAAAUAGAUAGUAAUAAUAUCAAUGAUAACAAUAAACAUAAUGACGAGUCCAUUGAUAACACUCAUAACAAUAUCUCUACAAAAUCAUCUAGUUCUAAUACAUCAUCCAUAAGUUCUGCAUCUCCAAAUACUUUAAGUCAUGGACAACAACUACUUCAACAACUAAAACAGGGGAGAGUCACACUGGAUGCCUGA
Messenger RNA from Arxiozyma heterogenica, 2745 nucleotides. It is a transcript of the gene NOT3, whose product is annotated as CCR4-NOT core subunit NOT3. Gene Ontology annotation, cellular component: nucleus; CCR4-NOT core complex; P-body. The transcript has a single exon. Lineage: Eukaryota; Fungi; Ascomycota; Saccharomycetes; Saccharomycetales; Saccharomycetaceae. The coding region runs from base 1 to 2745 and encodes 914 amino acids. The record is from RefSeq and is a predicted model, not a curated record. Gene Ontology annotation, biological process: nuclear-transcribed mRNA poly(A) tail shortening; regulation of DNA-templated transcription.